AUGAGUGAUGAAUCCAAAGCGUUAGCAGUUCUGUUGCAGGAGGCGUUAUCUGUUACGUUAGCGGACUCACAAAGUGAGGCGGCUAUUCAAGAUCAUUUCAAUGAGAUUAUUCUGAACUAUUCAUUUGAUCGAGUGGAUGAGCAAGAUUACUCGGAAGGUUUUGUGUGUUGUGAUAUGAGGACCUACGUGGAGAGCGAGCUCGCGACGCGGUUCGAGCUUCCCAACUUUGAGCUGAGUCUUAACGUUGAUGCUACCGCGGUUUGGUCACAAUUAUUUGAAACCCAUUGGAAUUCGAUCGAAUACGCUCUUACCCUACAAAUCAUCAUCUCUUUGACCAAUUUUUCGGUACUGAACAGAUCGAAAAUAGGGUCUGUUAAAGACAUCAAAAAGAGAUUAUUUCAUAGAACUAUCAAUGCUGAUGACGUCAUACCUAUUGUUCGGGAUAGACUAUCGGAUCUACUUUCGCUGGUGCUCACUGUCGACUGUACUCCCGCAGAUCUGCUGGAACUGUACGCGCGAUUCUUGAAGUAUCCGAUCAACCGAACUGCCGACGCUUUGGCUGCUCAGCUUUGCGAUCCGUUGUCACAAGCUUUUUUCCUGUUCGAAAAUUGCUACUACAUUUUAAACGUUCCACGGUAUGAGGAGGACAACAGAUAUACUUUCCAGUAUUUUAUGGAGUUCAACUCUGUAACGUCAAAUCGAAUAACGACUUUAGGGGCAGAUCUGUAUCUGGAGAUCGAUGAUGGGAAAUUUUGUGUGUCGAAUGAUGAGUUCGUAAUGGCACUUUUUGAGGGCUUCGAGUUUGAGGCUGGUACUCUUUACUCGAUUGCGGUGACCAUUGAGGGGAACGAUAUAUCUCUUCAUGUCAACGGUAAUCUCAUUGAUAGAAUAACCUUGCUGGAUGGAGCAACCAAUAUGACUGGCCAAGUUGAUUUGGGAUCGAUGAUAUGCUCUUUCAAACUCUAUCGGCUAACUGUAUAUCACGGAAGCUUGCCAGAAGACACAAUUAAGGCCGCUUAUGCGCUGGGUAGUACCUUCCAUUAUGCUUGGAAUGAGACUACUGAUCUUCGUGCUAUACGAUUGGCGCUCGGAGAUCUGUUCUUACAGAGAAGCAGCUCUAGUAUGGAUUUUAGCAAUCAUUUCAUCGAUUGCCUAUUAGAAACAAAGCGGGAAAUCGAUUCGAAAAGUAUUUGCUUGGAUAUCGAUCCUGCUUUUGUUCACCUAGAAAAACAUCCCAAUAAUGGUUGGUUGUCACCAGAUGAUGCGUUCUUUCAUGCCACCACAGGCAAGUUCCUCCACUUCAAGCCGGCUUUAUUGCUGGCUAUGUUCAAGUCAAUCAAUUGUUUUCAGUUUAUCCUUUGCAGUCUUGAAAAGGUUGAAGACUGGGACGAUCUUUUUAGAUUUCUAUCGCAUCUAAUGACUUUGCUGCAGAACAAUCAUCUCCGUGCUUGGUUCACACAGGAUUAUGGCUUUCCACUUUUAUCACAUAUUCUGGUGACGAAAGUGCAGAGAAAUAUGAAAUCUACACUUCCUAUACAGUUUUUCAACCUUUUUCAAGAAUUCUGCGGUUGGAAUUUUUCAAACAUUACUAAGUCAGUUAUCGAAGAUGAUACAGCUUAUCAGGCAUUGAUACUGAACACCGACUUAUGGUAUCGCCUUUCUAUGGAAGUCAAUGCUAGUCGUGAUGGGGUAGAGAUCCUGAGAUUUUCGCUUUUCCAGAUCUCUAGUUUGUUACAGGCAUCCGAAUUUCGCACUUUAAAUUCUCAAAAGCUGCGAAACUUGGAAGCAUUGAAAAAGCUUUGCAUUAAUCAGCAUGUAUUCGCAGAAAAAUAUGGAUACCCAAGUAUUUUCACUGAGUUAGCGACCGAGUUAUCUCACGUUUACGUUUUGCUACUGAAAGAAGAACUUUCCAGAGGCAACAUUCAAUGGCUUCUGCAGUUUGCAUAUUUUGAACUUAGAAGCGGUUACUACAAAAACGCUGAAGCUUCCCUAGCUGCUUUCGAUACGUUGUUCGUCGAAGUAUUAGACAAUGCCGAAACGAGCCAGAUUCGGUUGAUCACUGACUCAAUAUCGCCGAAAUUUUCACUCAUGAUCCUUGAUGAAGUUGUAAAUGCAAAGGGAGAUCCUCUCAUCGCUCUUCGAAUCCUCCUGAAGAGGCUUCUGGUUAAUCAAACUGUCUACAAAAAUUUCGUCAAAAGCAAUGGGCUAGACCUCGUGUUAGCCAUUCUCAAAAAAGCAGACUCUCGUUACAACGAGGAUAUCGUUUGCUUACUCUACGCUCAUUCAUUGGGCCACUAUAGUAUUGACCCUAACGUGAAGGUACCCGAUGUGCUGGAAAAUGACAGUCCCCAUUCUGAGGCGACAGUUGUUAUGAAGGAAAUAUUGAUUCUAGCCGUUAAUUUACUUGAAUGGACUGUUAUCAAUGACAUUAGCUCUACUAUUCCAUUAGAUUUGGAUCGCUUGAUCAAGGCGUUCGUCAGGAGACUUUCUGCAAGCGUGGAGAAAUUUAAUAAUGAAUUAGUACUGCAUUCCAUCACAAUGACGCUUUUUCAGGCCCUCACAGAACUUCAUGCUACUUUAACGAGGCCUCAAAAUUCUGCAAUUUACGAGGGCUCUAGUAAUGCGAUAAAGAAACUGAUAUCAGAUACUGUCGUUAAUGCCAUGAUGAGCUUAAAACCGGAUGACUUUGCACAGUAUCUUGAAGCGAUGAUUAACUGGCCUGAUAUCAAGAUGAAGGCUCUCUCAAUGAAUGGGAAACAAUAUGGUUACCACGAGCUGUCUUUUUUUUGGCUUUUAAUCCCAGGUGUUUUCAAAGGAAUUCGAGAAAUGGGUGACUUUUUUUCCUAUGAGCUGUUCAGCAAUGAUUGUAUGAUCUUAAACUUUGAGCUUCUCUUCGAAAAAGUCAAACGGUAUUUGAUUUCAUUCAGAUUCGAAUGGAAAGUCUAUAUUGACGCGUUUAAAUGCAUAGUCAUCUGUCUUAAGGGAGCAAGGAAAAGAUGGCGUGUUAAGAAAUCAUCACUGUCGUCCCUCAGUGAUAUCUUUCGCUUUACGGUCAUAGUCGCAUUGCUUCAAUACGUUGAUGAGGAGUGGGAAUUCAUGAGAGCUGAAUAUCUCGAUUCUAUCUGUUCGCUGCUUGCUGAACACUCUGGAGACAUAUUUAUGCAGGAAGGAUCUUUGUGGAAUUACGACUUCGCUCGCCUAUUUUUAUGGAUCUUACUUCGCCAUGUAUGUACUACUGAGCCGUCAAGGUCGAUUAUGGUUUGCUUUGAAAUGCUACUAAAAUAUAGAGCGGAAAGCCUAAAUCCUAUUCUGGAAUCUGAGGGCUUUAAGUUACCUGAAAUUCUAGAGGCGCUUAGGUUAAACUCAGAGACAAAUCAUCAAGAAAGCAAAGAAGUCCGGGCCUUCAUAGAACACAACAGAAAUACUGUGAUCCCCUAUGCCCUAUCAGUAACCAAGAAAAAGACGUUCGGACCGGUCUUUCCACAAGAGCGUUUUAUGGUUGAACUUAACGUUAUUAAGGACACUAAGAUGGAAACGAGAAUUGAAGAGGUAAGAAAAAGACUCCAACUCUUUCGCAAUGACAAUGUUGUCUUAGAUAGAAAAGUCUGGACAGGCUUUAGAAAAAUCUAUGUCAAUUUCUUGACGGACAGAGGCGAAGAUGAGUUAUUACACGAGCAGCAAUGUUUCUCUUUCGCUGUGCACCUCAAACAUACUUCAUCUUUGCAAAGGAGUAAUAGUGGCGAUUGCGAGUGGGGUCUGGACUCUGUUCAAAAUUCAAAUGGGAUGAAAGGGCACUUAGUAUCCGUUUGGCGUCAUUUGGACUAUGAUAAGGUAGAGAAACAGAUGCAAAGGACCUUGCAGGAUGAAGAUACUGCUAACAUUUCCCAACAAAAUCAAACGAGAAAUACCAACAAUAGCUUCCUGUCUUAUGAUUUGAUAUCAGAUAUUGAUAGUCUUAAACAGUCUGGGACUGAGAAUGAGGAUGAAAAUAGAAAAAUACUUAAAUUACUUCAGGGAUCUGAUGGCAUAAAGAAAAUAUGGAAUACCAGUCUUAUCAUUGGGCUCAAAGUCAGAGAAGGCGUUCUUAUAAUGGGCGAUCUUUAUUUGUACUUUGUGAGUAAUUACUACUUCGUCAAGGAAGAGAACAAAGUUUUAAAGCUUACUGAAAUACCAGAUGCCGAUAGAGAUAUAACUCUCAGCCUCAUAACUGGUUCGCCUGGGAAUCAAAGAGGUAUGUCAACUUCCCAAAUCGUGCAUACUUGGCGGAUGUCAGAUUUGACAUUCAUUGUCAAGAGACCCUUUCUGUUAAGAGAAACGGCCUUGGAGAUAUUAUUUGAGAAUGGAACCAGUUAUCUUUUCAACUUUAACAGUAAAAGUUAUAGAGAUGACGCCUAUCACAUUCUUGAUAAGUUGCCAAGCAAUAAGGAGAUUGAUCCCGUUUUAUACAGUACUUUGCAGGAACUGAACAGCUGUAGCGGCAGUAUUGGAUUAAAAAAUGGUCUUUACAAGAAAAGCCUGAAGACGAAGCUCGCCAAAGCUUUCUCGGCAAACUUAACUCUCACAGAUGGAUUCUCUGCAACUCAGAAAUGGCAAAAGGGAGAAAUUUCGAAUUUCUACUACCUGAUGAUGGUCAAUGCUUUGGCGGGGAGGACAUUCAAUGAUAUUACCCAGUAUCCGGUUUUUCCUUGGGUCAUUGCCGACUAUACGAGUGAAGAGCUUGAUUUGAAAAGCGCUGCUACGUUCCGAGAUCUCACCAAACCAAUGGGGGCACAAUCGCGUAGAAGGGAGGUGCAGUUUAUCGAAAGAUUCGAAAUGCUAAAAGCUUUGGAUGAUCCUUCGUCGCCGCCAUUUCAUUAUGGCACUCACUAUUCCUCGGCGAUGAUAGUCUCUUCAUACUUGAUCCGCUUGAAGCCCUAUGUGGACACCUUUCUGCUACUACAGGAUGGAAGAUUCGGCCAUGCCGAUCGUCUCUUCAAUUCGAUUGACCGUGCUUGGUCUUCAGCCGCUGUUGAAAAUACAACGGAUGUACGAGAGCUGAUUCCUGAGUUUUUCUUCUUGCCUGAAUUUCUUAUCAACCUGAAUAAUUUUGAUUUGGGAAAAGAUCAGCAAGGCAAUCAGGUCAAUGACGUUAUUUUACCACCAUGGGCUAAAGGUGACCCCAAAAUUUUCAUUGCCAAGAACAGAGAAGCACUUGAAAGCCCCUAUGUAUCCGCAAAUUUACAUCAUUGGAUUGAUCUGAUAUUUGGCGUAAAACAACGCGGGGAAGAGGCUGAAUUAGCUGUUAAUGUUUUUAACAACUUAAGUUAUCCUGGGGCUGUUGAUUUGGAUAGCAUUAGCGAUGAAAAUGAAAGACGUGCUGUUACAGGCAUCAUUCACAACUUUGGUCAAACUCCUCUACAAAUAUUUCACGGCCCUCACCCACCGAAGAGUGUCCUCAAGUUGAAGCAAAUUGAAGAACGCAUAUGGAACGAAAUUAGGCCAGCGCCACAACGUGUCUAUGAGCCAGAUUCAAAAUGCUCGAAACUCAAAGGAAUCAAGUAUAUUUAUUGCGAGCCACAUGUGGACGGCUCUAUUUGCUGGAAGGGUUAUCCAUUCCUAGAUGUUAUGAUAAGAAGCGGCCCCCAGCUCGUGCCGCUGAAGAUACGCGAACCAUACUCGCUAGAGAUUGGCGGCAAAAUCUACGAAAUGCUUCAUCCCUGUCGCAUAUGCAGUUUUUUUCUAUGGAAAGAGGAUAAAUUCUUGACUGGAGAUGAGAAUGGCUUGAUCCAAGCGUGGGGAUAUGACAAACCAAAAGAAGUUGAGCUUACUUGCUUGGGAAAGCUUCACGGACAUCUUUCCGCCGUAAAAGACAUCAAACUAUAUUUCGAUUAUAGUGCUUUGUUGUCCGUCGAUGUGAGUGGGACCGUGUACUUAUGGAAUUUGUUGGAUUACCAAAUCAUACGAAGAAUCUCAUCCACAGGCCUAAGAGCAGCAAUCUCUCAAAAUGAGGGAAAUAUCGCCGUGUACACAAUGGACAGAACCCUGGCAUUAUAUGAUUUCGGGGGGUCCCAUUAUUUGAGUAAAUUGAUGGAUGAUAAGGCCAUUGUCACAUGCUUGGAAUUCGUCAAUUUUACAUCUCCAGAUCUCUCCUCUAAGCGACAUGCAUAUUGGAAGGAGAAAGACGUACUGGUGGUGGGAUACGACAAUGGUGAGUUGGAAAUUUACGAGUUGAUUCUGACUGCAAGAUGGGAGCUCAAAAAACUUAAACAAUUACACUCUGCUAAGAAUUUCGAAAUCAGUAGCAUUAGAACUCAGCUGAGACUUUAUUGCAAUGAUGAUGACUCUAAAAUUUCACUCGAACUACCUAAACUUGAAAUAAUGGCGGGAGACUCGCAGGGAUAUCUCUAUUUAUGGAAUUGA
Molecule: messenger RNA, 6399 nt
Organism: Torulaspora globosa
Lineage: Eukaryota; Fungi; Ascomycota; Saccharomycetes; Saccharomycetales; Saccharomycetaceae
Gene: BPH1
Product: Bph1p
Exons: 1
Coding region: 1-6399 (2132 amino acids)
Molecular function (GO): protein binding
Source: RefSeq, a predicted model, not a curated record